GAUCACUUGUUUAUAAGGUUGUGAGCAUUGAUUUCUCUUUCAGCUCUCUUCAGUCCCUUGUUUAGACGUGCUUUGCGGUUUAUGAAAGCGUUGUGUUUGUAUUCUGUAAAUCAAAUAUUACUAAAAUGACUCAGGAAGGACAAGUAACGCCACCACCUGUCUUGUGGGCGCAAAGGAAUAGUGUCCUUUAUGUGACGAUUUGUCUCGAAGAUUGUGCAAAUCCAACAGUCAAAGUGGAACCAGAAAAACUCUUUUUUAAAGGUGUUGGUGGAACAGACAAAAAAGUGCAUGAAGUUACUAUUAAUUUUUAUAAAGAAAUCGACCCAACAAAAACAAUCGAAAAACCACAAGGCAGAAUCUUUGAAUUUGUACUUGCAAAAAAAGAAGAGGGACCCUACUGGCCACGUCUCACCAAAGAAAACAAUAAAUUCCAUUGGUUAAAAAGUGAUUUCAAUAAGUGGAAGGAUGAGGACGAUUCCGAAGACGAGGAAACCGGAGGUGGUGCAGGAAGACAAGAUUUGGAAGAGAUGAUGCGUCAAAUGGGUGGUUUAAGUGGAGCAGGCGAUAGUAAACCAAAUUUUGAUUCUUUAGAUCUCGGUGAUGUUGACGAUGAGGGCGAUAGUGACGAUGAAUCAUUGCCUGAACUGAUAAACAAUUGAUGUGCUAGCACCAAAAUUUAAGAAUUACAGUUCAGAAGAAAACAACAAAUUGCAAAUCACGUCAGUCGAUUAACGAAUCGAAACGUUUUGAAAAAUUUAUGUUUUGCAAUGCAUUGUGUUUAUUAUGAGAAAAAAAAAGAAAAAAUACCAGUUUUUAUACAAUUUAAAAUACACUUUAUAGCGACACGGUUAAAAAAAAGAAAGAGAUCAUAAAAGUUCCCAGUUUUUAAUAUUAAAAUGGAUGCAUUUCUAUCAUCUUGUAUCCCCCAAUCUAGAUCGAUAGUUUUAAAACUAAUUAUUAAUGGAAAAUGCUUUUUUUAAAUAAUAUAAAAUAUGUAAAAUAUUAAAAAUAAAAAUUAAAAAAAAACAUAA
Messenger RNA from Leptopilina heterotoma, 1031 nucleotides. RefSeq names its product prostaglandin E synthase 3 (gene p23). Gene Ontology annotation, cellular component: cytosol; nucleus. Bases 126 to 659 code for a protein of 177 amino acids. Gene Ontology annotation, biological process: protein folding; chaperone-mediated protein complex assembly. The record is from RefSeq and is a predicted model, not a curated record. Lineage: Eukaryota; Metazoa; Arthropoda; Insecta; Hymenoptera; Figitidae. Gene Ontology annotation, molecular function: protein-folding chaperone binding; Hsp90 protein binding. The transcript has 3 exons.